AUUUUUUCUUUAUUUCUUUUUUCUCCUCAUAAGGGUGAAUUUGGUCCUCCAGGACAGAGAGGACCACCAGGAGACCCAGGAAAAUCAGUACCUGGUCAAAAAGGGGAAAAGGGAAUUCAAGGGCCACCGGGACCUGAUGGUCCAUAUGAAGUAGUUGAGCCUCCAGAUGACUAUUACCCCAAAGGAUACAAGGGCGAAAAGGGACAUAAAGGAAUUUGUGGACCUGAUGGCCCUGAUGGACAUAAAGGACCUCCUGGAGAAAAAGGAGAAAAAGGGAUCAUAGGAUUUUCUGGACCCAGAGGAGAGUUUGGGUACCCUGGGCAUAACGGGAUACAAGGACAAAAGGGGGAACAAGGUAGGCCUGGCUUCCCUGGUCUCAUCGGCAACCCAGGACCAAAGGGAUUUACUGGUGACAGUGGUCCCAAGGGCGAACCAAGUUAUUUCUGUUAUAGUGAAGGCAUUGUUGGCAAUAAAGGACUAUCUGGGUACCCUGGUGAAAAAGGAAGUAUGGGAGCGUUGGGUUUGCCUGGUAUGCCUGGUCCCCCUGGAAUACCUGUACCAGGUCCCAUUGGUGAGCCAGGAAUUAUGGGUUUUCCAGGAUCCAAAGGACAAAAAGGAGAGCCUGGGAAUUGUGUGACCUCCUUACUUCAUGGGCAACCUGGACAACAAGGGCUUCCGGGUUUAAAAGGAGUUCAAGGGGCUCCUGGCUCUCCUGGAUACUACUGCAUUCCUGGGCAGACUGGAGAUAAUGGAAGCUGUGGAGAUAGAGGUCCAUCUGGUCCAAAAGGCACCAUUGGAAGAAAAGGGCAAAAUGGUGAAUGUGCUUGUGAGCUACCACCAGAUGUUAUUGGCCCAAAGGGUCAGCCAGGUGAUCCCGGGUAUGCUGGUGAACCAGGGCGUCAAGGGUUUCCUGGUCCACAGGGUGAAAAUGGUUUAUUUGGAAAUCCUGGCCUGGGAGGAAAAUGUGGUAUUCAAGGGGCUUCAGGAUUCAGAGGGAGGAAAGGAGAAAAAGGAGACACGUAUUCUGUCAAGGGUAACAAGGGAGACAUUGGCCCAAAAGGAUUGGCUGGUCAGUCAGGAUGCUUUGGAAGAAAAGGGGAUACAGGGGAGCCAGGACCUGCAGGAGAUUGUGGUCCAGUGGGUGAGAGUUCUCCAGGAUGUUCUGGUGAGAUAGGAUACCCAGGAGAAACAGGUGCUAAAGGACAAAGAGGUCUUCCAGGACCACAAGGCCCUGGAUUUUCUGGGUCAGUUGGCCAACGAGGACAAGCAGGAGAUCCAGGACCUGAAGGACUUCAAGGAAUUCCUGGGCCUAAAGGGGUUAGAUGUGAUAUUUUGCCCUGCAGUUCUGUCAAUAAAGGAGCUCCAGGACCUAAGGGAGAGAUUGGGGAUAAAGGUUUUCUAGGGGAAGAUGGCAAGCCAGGACCCACUGGGUUUAAUGGACCCAUUGGACACAAGGGAGAGAAGGGCAUCCUGGGCAAUCCAGGCACUGAUGGCCCUACAGGGUUACCUGGUUUUUGUGGAGACCCAGGAGACAAUGGGCCUGAUGGAGAGACUUAUGAAGGAGUGCCUGGGAUAUGUGGCAAUACCGGACCUGGUGGGUUAAAGGGGCUUACUGGUGACUCAGUAGUAGGAGCUCCAGGGCCGAUGGGCCCUAAUGGCCUCAUCGGACAACCAGGAGCUAAAGGAGUCCCUGGACCCCCGGGACCACCUGGUAUUAAAGGUAUUACUGGUGCACCUGGUUCUAAAGGUAGGAAAGGAGAUCCAGGAGACUGUGGCCUGCCUGGUAAGGAGGGGUUUGCUGGACCACCUCAGACACAGUGUGAUGCUGGAUCAGUAGGCCCAAUUGGUAAACCAGGACCCCCAGGCAACAUAGGAAAUCCAGGUUACUUUGGAGAGAAAGGUUUAGCUGGGUGGCCUGGGCCUCCAGGUAGGGGACCCAAAGGUCUUACUGGAAAAUCUGGCAUACCUGGUGUUCAGGGAUACCCUGGUCAAAAAGGAGUGACUGGACCAAGAGGUGAUAGUGGAUCAUCUGCUUGUAAUGGAGUGAGGGGUAUGCCUGGACCACCUGGUAGGGAUGGUUCACCUGGUGGCACUGGUGAGAAAGGAUAUCAGGGUCCUCCUGGCUUAAAAGGAGAGAGGGGAUUUGAUGGCAUGCCAGGCUUUCCAGGGGAAUGUGGCCUGCCAGGAGCAAAAGGCAGAAUUGGAGAUGAUGGACUCCCAGGAGAAAUGUAUGUGAUACCCACUAAAGGACAUAGAGGGCUUCUGGGAAGGCCUGGAAACAGUGGGUUUCCUGGACAGAGAGGUGAUAAAGGUAUAAAAGGUCACCAAGGGUUGGAUGGCUAUUCAGGCACUUGUGGACCUCCAGGGUAUGAGAUCGGCCCUCAGGGACCACCAGGUACCUAUGGAAAGCCUGGUAAACCUGGAAUCCCUGGUUUACCAGGGCCAACAGGCUUUACUGGAUUUAUUGGACCAACUGGAGAUCCAGGUGAAACAGGGUUGACUGGACCACCAGGAUGUCCUGGUCCCAUUGGAUUGACUGGUCUAAAAGGCGAUAAAGGAGAUUCUUUAGGUGAACCAGGACUCCCUGGGCAGAAAGGAUUUCAUGGCGAUUUUGGCAGUUGUGCUUUUUCAGGAGAAACAGGAGAUCCAGGUGAUCAGGGUCAGCCAGGUAUAUUUGGACUACCGGGCAAACCUGGUCUUGUUGGUGACAGAGGUUUCCCUGGACCUCCAGGAGUAAUUGGGCCCCCAGGUGUCAGUGGAAGCUGUGGUAUUGAGGGCCCUCAGGGCCAUCCUGGACCUCCUGGACCUAAUGGGAAGCCAGGUUGCUCUGGACUACAAGGUCCUCCUGGACCACCUGGACUUAAUGGAUUGGAUGGUUUAAAUGGUGAGAAGGGUGAAAAGGGGGCACAAGGAAUCAGUUCACGAGGGGACACAGGGCCAGUGGGUCUAACAGGUGAUAGGGGUUUAAUAGGAGAUCCUGGGCCUCCAGGUCCUACCCAGAGAGGGAUUCAGGGCCCCAGAGGCCCACCUGGAUGUGCAGGGGGACCUGGUGAUGCUGGACCUUCUGGUUUUAGUGGUGAAGACUGUAGGAAUCCUAAAACAGGGCAGUGUGGAGAACCAGGGAUUAUGGGUCCUGAUGGCCCACCAGGACCAAGGGGGCUAGUUGGAGAUCCAGGCCUGACAAUUCCUGUGCAUGGGGAUAUGGGUGUCCCUGGAAUACCAGGCUACCCUGGAAAUAAAGGAAACAGAGGACAUACUGGUUCCCAGGGACCUCCAGGAAGUCCAGGCUGCCCAGGGCCGAAAGGUGAGAGGGGUGAGCCAGGCUUCCUUGGCGAUUCUGGACCAAGGGGACCACCAGGAACACCUGGCAAACCAGGACCCAGUGGUCUUAAGGGACCAUCAGGAGACCAAGGCCCCUGUGGAGAACCAGGAAAUGUUUUUUCUACUGGUCUUCAAAAAGCACCCCAGGGUCCACCUGGACCUCCUGGUGAUUAUGGGUCACUUGGCCACCAAGGACCUCCAGGAGUUAAUGGCAGAGAGGGUCCUAAGGGAAUGAAAGGCCAAGUGGGGGAUCCAGGAUUACAUGGCCCACCAGGAGCACCUGGAAUUGAUGGACCUCCUGGAAACCCAGGACUAAAGGGUGCCAUAGGACCAUGUGGCAUGCAGGGUCCCCCAGGGUGUCCAGGUGAUCCAGGUCCACAUGGCCCAAUCAUCAAGUAUAGUUUUGGUUUCCUUUUGGUUCUCCAUAGCCAGUCAACAGAUGUACCUUUGUGCCCUGCAGAUAUGCCCAAGCUAUGGGAAGGAUACAGCUUACUGUACCUGGAGGGACAAGAGAAAGCAUACAAUCAAGAUCUAGGUCAGGCAGGUUCAUGUGUGCGUGUCUUUAGCACUAUGCCUUUCUUUCACUGCAACUUGGGUUCCUGCAACUAUGCAAACCGUAUCGACAAAUCCUACUGGCUCUCCACCACUACAGCAUUACCCAUGAUCCCUUUGUCAGGGUUGGAGAUCCAGCCGCAUAUUAGCAGGUGUGUGGUGUGUGAGGCUCCAUCACCAGCCAUUGCCGUUCACAGCCAGGAUACGUUUACACCUUCUUGCCCACAGAACUGGAGGAGCCUCUGGACUGGAUAUUCAUUUCUAAUGCACACCGGGUCAGGAGAUGAAGGUGGUGGCCAGUCUUUGACCUCGUCAGGAAGCUGCCUGCAAGAUUUUAUUAGACAUCCAUUUGUGGAGUGCCAGGGCCCACAAGGCACAUGCCAUUACUUUGCCAACAUGUUCAGCUUUUGGCUUACACGUGUGGACGAACAGGAAGGUGUCUCAGAUUUUAUGACUCUUACAGCAAAGUCCAUGCAGCUAACCAAAGUUAGCCAAUGUAAUGUCUGCAUGAGGGAACUUUUCAGUUCUUAACAAUUUAUUUUACCUGGUGUCCUUCUCUGAUAAUGUG
Molecule: messenger RNA, 4441 nt
Organism: Trichomycterus rosablanca
Lineage: Eukaryota; Metazoa; Chordata; Actinopteri; Siluriformes; Trichomycteridae
Gene: col4a4
Product: collagen, type IV, alpha 4
Exons: 37
Coding region: 508-4404 (1298 amino acids)
Biological process (GO): extracellular matrix organization
Cellular component (GO): collagen trimer
Molecular function (GO): extracellular matrix structural constituent conferring tensile strength
Source: RefSeq, a predicted model, not a curated record